This is a messenger RNA of Micromonas pusilla CCMP1545, 462 nucleotides long. RefSeq lists its product as uncharacterized. The annotation marks the transcript as partial. Gene Ontology annotation, cellular component: mitochondrion; chloroplast stroma. The transcript has a single exon. Lineage: Eukaryota; Viridiplantae; Chlorophyta; Mamiellophyceae; Mamiellales; Mamiellaceae. Gene Ontology annotation, biological process: iron-sulfur cluster assembly. The record is from RefSeq and is a predicted model, not a curated record. Gene Ontology annotation, molecular function: 4 iron, 4 sulfur cluster binding; iron ion binding.
CUCGAGCUCACCGCGGAGAACGUGGAGAAAGUCCUAGACGAAGUCCGCCCGUACCUCAUCGCGGACGGCGGCGACGUCGAGCUCGUCGAGAUCGACGGCCUCGUCGUCCGCCUCAAGCUGAACGGCGCGUGCGGGUCGUGCCCGUCGUCGACGGUCACGAUGCGCAUGGGGAUCGAACGCCGUUUACUCGAGGUCAUCCCGGAGAUCAUGGAGGUGGAGCAAGUCACCGAAGAAGAGGUCGGGUUGGAGUUGAACGAAGCGAACGUCGAGGCGACGUUGGACGAGAUCAGGCCGUAUCUGAAGGGCACGGGCGGGGGCGAGUUAGAGCUCGUGGACAUCGAGGAGCCGAUCGUGAAGAUAAAACUGAGCGGUCCCGCCGCGAGCGUGAUGACGGUUCGCGUCGCGGUGACGCAGAAGCUCCGGGAGAAGAUGCCGUCGAUCGCGGCGGUGCAGCUGUUGUGA